CAGCCCCAGCUGCAGACGCUUGUCUCUGCAUUUCUAAGAAAUAGCGUAUUCUGUCUCAUUCUCUGAAUUCAGUGAGGGUUAUUAGCUUAACAUGGGAAGACCACCUUGCUGUGACAAAAUUGGGAUUAAGAAAGGCCCUUGGACUCCAGAGGAGGACAUCAUCUUGGUCUCUUACAUUCAAGAACAUGGACCUGGCAAUUGGAGAUCGGUUCCCACUAGCACAGGGUUGAUGAGAUGCAGCAAAAGCUGCAGACUCAGAUGGACUAACUAUCUCCGACCUGGUAUCAAACGCGGUAAUUUCACUGAUCAUGAAGAGAAAAUGAUAAUCCACCUCCAAGCGCUUUUGGGCAACAGGUGGGCUGCCAUAGCUUCCUAUCUUCCACAGAGGACAGAUAAUGACAUAAAGAACUAUUGGAAUACCCAUUUGAAGAAAAAGCUGAAGAAGAUUCAAACUGGGUGUGAAGAUGGUCAUGGCAAAGAAGGACACUCUAGUUCAGAGCCAAAGGGUCAGUGGGAGAGAAGGCUUCAAACAGAUAUCCACAUGGCUAAACAAGCCUUAUGUGAGGCACUAUCCCUUGACAAACCAACCCAUAUUUUCCCUGAGACCAAACUACCCUCCACUUCUCAUUUCCAUCACCCCACAACACCAAACCCAACAUCACCUCAAUACGCAUCGAGCACUGAGAACAUAGCUAGAUUACUCGAGAAUUGGAUGAAGAAAUCCCCAAACUCAACCGAAACAAAUUCAGGAAACUCAUUCAGCAACAUGGUGACCACAGGUUCCAGUUCUAGUGAGGGGGCACAAAGCACCAUCACAUGCACACAGGACCAUGCUUUGGACUCUUUGCUCAGCUUCAAUUCUGAACGUUCUCAAUCUGUGUCAGUUGAUGAAAACACCAACUUUGAUGAAAGCAAGCCGAACCAGGAAACACAAGUCCCUCUCAUGUUGCUGGAGAAUUGGCUUUUCGAUGAUGGUGCAGCUCAAUGCAACGAAGAUCUAAUGAACAUGUCAUUGGAGGAAAGUACCGCAGGCUUGUUCUAGAAAACAAAUUAGACAAAUGUAACCAAACCAACACCAAAACAUCGUCUAGAAAGAAAUUUCAGUUUUCCUGACGUGUGUUAAAAGAUAUACAAUAAAAAUUUGUGUAUAGUAGUAAAUUUUUAUUGGAAAUUAUAAGAUACAAUAAUCAUAAUAUUAAAUAUUAUAAUUUCCAAUAAAAAUUUAUUAUUAAUUAAAUUUUUUUGUAUAUUUUUAAAUACAUGUUAAAAAAGAAAACCCAAGAAUGUGCUGUGCGUGUGUGAAUUAUUAGACUUCAUUGCAAAUGAAACUACUUUUCUAGGUCCAGAGUAGGAAGGUAACUCCCUCAAACACUACAAACUAAGAAGUGUACAUUACAAGUACUUCUAUAUCGUGAUAUCGUUAAUUACG
Molecule: messenger RNA, 1429 nt
Organism: Abrus precatorius (Indian licorice)
Lineage: Eukaryota; Viridiplantae; Streptophyta; Magnoliopsida; Fabales; Fabaceae
Product: myb-related protein 306-like
Exons: 3
Coding region: 92-1042 (316 amino acids)
Biological process (GO): response to auxin
Source: RefSeq, a predicted model, not a curated record